Messenger RNA from Triplophysa rosa, 1620 nucleotides. RefSeq names its product regulator of G protein signaling 1 (gene rgs1). The transcript has 4 exons. NCBI's taxonomy places the organism in Eukaryota, Metazoa, Chordata, Actinopteri, Cypriniformes, Nemacheilidae. The record is from RefSeq and is a predicted model, not a curated record. Bases 542 to 994 code for a protein of 150 amino acids.
UAUUACAGGUUAAAUUCCCCGGGAGCAACCUAGGAUUAAGUUCAAGGGCACCUUGUUCACUUACAGUAGGCUCGCUCCUUACAGGAUUCAAAUCAGACACUCAAUGUCUUCCAAUGUCCAGCUUUAGUCAAUGCCUGGCAUGCCUCAAUGUAUAUUUUCACCCAGAAUUUCAAAUAUAUUUCAUGCCAUAUUAAGCAAUAAGGAGAAAAUGAUUGAGAAAUGACCAUUAAAAUAUAUCGCGAAAACGUCUGUUUCGCAGGUGAGCUGCCACAAAGCUAUACAAGACCUACAAACAAACAUCGAAAUAUGACGCUUUCUUCUAAAUGCCACGAUUUUCCACAAUCAGAAACCACAAGUUUCUUUUUUCAUCGAUGAGCAUGCCAUCACCUGAGUGGUGAAGAUGUUUUCUCUGUGACCUUACAGACAGAAGAGGUGACCCUGCCCAAAGCUUUGCAUGCUGAUUUCCAUGUGUUCCAUUCAUGGCAGUGAAUGUUGUUAGACCCUCCAGAGCCAUAAAGAGUCAGACGCUGAAGAAGACUUGAUGCAGAGGACGCUGCUGGCAGAGAUGGCGAUAAAAUUUUGUUGCUUUUCUCAGGAACCGAUCAAUGAUAUGGACACCUGGGGCGAGUCGAUCGAGAAUCUUCUCUGCUCGAAAUCGGGACAGAUGGCUUUCCAGGAAUUCUUGAAGUCAGAAUACAGUGAGGAAAAUAUUCUGUUCUGGUUGGCAUGUGAGGAAUACAAAAAGAUCACAAGUGUACCAGAGAUGAUCAGCAUGGCAAACCAAAUCUACACUGAGUUUGUCCAAACGGAAUCACCCAGACAGGUUAACAUAGAUUCUGGCACUCGCACAAAAAUAACAAACAACAUCUCGGAGCCAAACCUGAACUCAUUUGAUACAGCACAGAAGAUGAUCUUCAGUCUAAUGGCGAGAGACUGCUAUCCCAGGUUUCUCAAGUCUGACAUCUACCAGGCCAUUCGACAAGGAAAGAGAUGACUCCUUAACAGUCCACCGUUACUAUUGCCAGUGAUAACUUGUAAAUUAUUAUUUUAUAUUUGUUAAGCAUGACCUUUAUUCGUUUUGGAUUGUAAUAGGUUUAUUCUGAUCAAUAUUUCAACAUAGAAUUCUUUGCAUGUCCUAUGUCCCCAAGAGCAUGUUUAUAGUGUCACAUGUGGGCCUUUUCCUAAUUUGACAGUAAAAUAAAACUACAGGUAUGUUUAUUUUACAGCGUAAUAGAAAAACAUGAAUGCAGCAUGUGUUAUGGGCCUGAACAGAUUCUGUCAUUUCCUGGUUUCUUGAUUAUCAACAUGCUGUUGAAAAAGCAAUUAUUCAUAAGGACAAAAUAAGACAGCACAUAGGUAUAGAUUUUUUAUCCAUCUUGUACAGCCACUACAUCUACAGUUUACAUCUUUAACAAUGUAACCGGUCAGAGAAUUCAUUUGUCAGUCAGUUGUUUAUUAUUAUUGGGAGUAUAAUUCUUUCUUUUUUAUGAAAUUAUUAUUUUUUUGCUUAGUUUUUCUUAUGAUUGAUGUUGACUGUCAGGAGGAAAUUCAUGAUACGAAUUUAAAAAGCUAUCUAAAACAAUAAAAAAUGAAUUAAUUAAAUACAGCAUUUUUAUUAUU